Messenger RNA from Austrofundulus limnaeus, 485 nucleotides. It is a transcript of the gene tatdn3, whose product is annotated as TatD DNase domain containing 3. Lineage: Eukaryota; Metazoa; Chordata; Actinopteri; Cyprinodontiformes; Rivulidae. The record is from RefSeq and is a predicted model, not a curated record. Gene Ontology annotation, molecular function: hydrolase activity, acting on ester bonds.
GCCGGUGUGAAGACUCUGGUGGCUGUUGUAGAAGAAGCUGGAGAGUUUCUCAGAGUUCUGCAGCUGCAGGAAAGUCAUCCGGAUCUCGUGGCUCCGUGUUUCGGGAUCCAUCCUCUGCAGUCCUGUGGGGGGGCCGAUCAGCGCAGCGCCAAGCCUCAGGAUCUGGAUCCGGUCCUGCUGCAGUUCUACGACCACAGAGAACGCCUCGUGGCUGUCGGAGAGAGAGACAAACUGAUUAYGCAGAUCCCGCUGGAGCACAUCUGCCUGGAAACAGACUCUCCUGCCCUGGGGCUCGACAAAUAUGUGAGGAAUGAGCCCAGCAGCAUCAGUCUGUCCUGCAGCUACAUCGCUAAGGUCAAAGGUCUGUCGCCACAAACCGUCCAGACGGUCACGACUCAGAACGCUCACAGACUCUUCCCUAAAAUCAGCACACUUUCCGAUCACUCAUUAACAGGGAUGGAUAUUUAAUUGUYAGCUCAGAUUCC